Messenger RNA from Populus euphratica (Euphrates poplar), 900 nucleotides. RefSeq lists its product as uncharacterized. Lineage: Eukaryota; Viridiplantae; Streptophyta; Magnoliopsida; Malpighiales; Salicaceae. The coding region runs from base 320 to 649 and encodes 109 amino acids. The transcript has a single exon. The record is from RefSeq and is a predicted model, not a curated record.
UUACUCACUGAUACUAGUCUAUUGCCUCGUCUUCCCAUUUUCUUGAUACUUCAGCUAUAUAUUCUUCUACAUUUCCCUAUAUGCCACUGUAACCCUCGUCUCUUUACCCCUCUUAUGCUAUAUAUAUAUAUUCUGUUUAUCCUCCCUUUUAACGUUCCCAUUCCUUUUCACCGCAGUCAGCUACCUUUCUUUUUGCUCUGGCUUUAGACGCACAUCUAUUCUUUACCUAGUCCUACCGCUUGCUCUCAUCUUGGUUGUGACUCUCUCCCUCUCUCUCUCUUUCAUAUUACACCAGCUGUUCGUAUUCAUAUUUCCUUUCAUGGGGACCUUAGAGGAAAGAUUAAACGAGCAGUUGACACCAGUAGUCCAGCCGCCACCAGCAGUGGCGAAACCAAGCGGCAAUACAAAUCAUUCGAUCGAAACCCUUGUUGUUGUCUUAGCUGUGAUCACUAUAGCAGCUGUUAUUGCAGGGAUUCUUGCACGGUUAUGCGGUGGGCGACACUUUGGCGGCAAUGGAGAGCAUGACAUAGAAGGUUGGGUAGAGAGCAGAUGUAGGAGUUGUAUUGAUGGUGGAAUCCCCGCCCCGCCACCCCCGCCAGCAGAGGCAAAGCCAGCAGCGGCAGCGGCAGCAGAAGAGGCAAAGAAGUGAAUAUGGCCAUAGAAGUGCAGAACUAAGGCAUCAUAGCAGAAAAUAUCUUGGAAUAUUAUCACAUAUUAACAUUGUUUUAGCUUAGUAGAGAGUGAUUACGCUUUUACUGCUUCAGUGGAGUGCCAUUCAUCAUCAUAUGCUAAGUAUCAUUUAACAGAACAAUUAAAAGGGAUGUCGAGUAAUGAUUUCAGCAGAAACUUAAUAGAGUGUAUGCCUUUUUAUCUUCAAUUAGACUGAUCAGUUUGCAGUUU